GUAUACGUCAGUGAUCUAGAAUCUUCAGGAAACAUUUCGUAUUUUUAAAAAACAAAAUGUCAGCCUACAUAACAACUUGAACAAGGGCGAUUUUGUGAUUUCUAUUUUACUAUAAAAUCUAUAAAAAUGUCACGUUUUAACUGGGCACCAACUGCCUACAAAUUACUUAAUGGUGUGUUGUGCAUCUACAAGCCCGAUCAAACUCCUGUUCAUAUGGUUGUGGAGUCUCUAAAAAGUCGUCUCUGUAAAGAUCUGAAUGCUCUUCCAUGUUAUCAACAUGAAAUACUGAUGCCUUCUAAAGUAAAAGAGAACUUGCAAGAGAAAUCUUUAUCACUAAAAGUAGAUCCAAGCGGAAUUGAAGAUUGGUCCGAACACAGGUUGGUUUUAGGUGAUCGCUAUGAGGAAAGUGAUAUUAAAAUACAUUUUGUUGAUGGUAUUUCAAAGCACUCUAGUGGUGUAUUAGUUUUGGGGCUUGGCAUGUUUGGCCGUGAAAGUGUGGAAAUGAUUGCAAUGUCAAAAUAUCUAAGAGUCUACCAUGUGAAAGGAAGAUUUGGUUGGGCCACACAUAACUUUUCUCCAAAAGGGCGGAUACUUCAGCGAACGAGUUUCAAGCAUGUGACUACAGCCAAGCUAGAGAAAGUUUGUGCAGCUGCGCAAGCUGCACACACUAGAGAAAUGUACAGAUUAAGUGGAGUGAAUCCAGACAGCCAGGAAGCAUAUGAAAUGGCUUCUUCUGGCAUUAUUAGACCUGCUGAAAGAAAAACUUCCCCUGUUUUGUAUAGUAUUAAAUGUAUAGACUUCCAGCCUCCAGAUUUCACAUUAGAAAUUCACAGCAUCAAUGAAUCCUGCCUGUUUCUAAGACAAUUUAUUCAUCAACUUGCCAUAAAAUUAAAGACAACAGCAGUUUGCACUGCCAUCAGGCGGAUAAGGUAUGGGACUUUUGAUCUACAAAGAGCUCUUGUACGUCAGCAGUGGCACCUGGACAACAUCAUAGACAACAUAGAAAGCAACAAUGAACUGCUUACACCAGAACGCCUCUUGAUUGGUCAUCUUGCUGAGCGUGUUCAACUUCCUCCACCAUCACAUCAGUAUAUUGGGCAUUCAAAAGGCGAUCAACAUCUAAUUGGUGAGGAGGUAACAGAUGAUUUUGCAAAAAGCAAUGAAAAGGAAUUAAUUGUAGAUAGUAAAACUUGUUUGUCCAAAAGAAUGCCUUCACAAAACAGAGACCCCAGUGACACAAAAUUGUCAAAACCACCAGCCUAUUCUUGGUGGUGGUGCUUAUUUGCCUGGAUCCCAGGUGUUCUUCAGCUGAUGGAAGGCUGCUUGAGCUUUACCAAUGCAGGUUUUGACAUCUGCAUCUGUUCCUCCAUAGUUGUUCAGGAUAAAGCCAAGAUGGGUGAAACUUUCCACCUCUUCCAGCACCUCGCCUUGAACUAUAAUGGAUUUAUUGCUGGAUGCCUUUAUCACAUUGCUCUUCCAUCUGUUUAUGGUAAUUACUACUGA
Molecule: messenger RNA, 1503 nt
Organism: Biomphalaria glabrata
Lineage: Eukaryota; Metazoa; Mollusca; Gastropoda; Planorbidae
Product: pseudouridylate synthase TRUB2, mitochondrial-like
Exons: 10
Coding region: 127-1503 (458 amino acids)
Biological process (GO): pseudouridine synthesis; RNA processing
Molecular function (GO): RNA binding; pseudouridine synthase activity
Source: RefSeq, a predicted model, not a curated record